This is a messenger RNA of Rhodamnia argentea, 936 nucleotides long. RefSeq lists its product as uncharacterized. The coding region runs from base 180 to 866 and encodes 228 amino acids. Lineage: Eukaryota; Viridiplantae; Streptophyta; Magnoliopsida; Myrtales; Myrtaceae. The record is from RefSeq and is a predicted model, not a curated record. The transcript has 4 exons.
GGGCUAAAGAUGGAAAAAGGCGUUUAUUCCAUCUCAAAUUCAUCCACAAGAAGGGAAUAAAAUCUUUUAAAAAUCAGUUGUAUUUUUCUUUUCAAGAAAGAAUUUUGUUCUCAUCAGAACAAGAUGCUACAUAUGUAGUAGUGGAGAAAGAGGGGAAGCUUUGAGAAACGAAAGAGAAGAUGGGAACAGGGUGGUCUCAAGGAGAUGACACACAGAGAGAGAUCACCAUAACUGAAGAGAAUUCCAAACCAGAGAGAGGAUCAGAAGCCAAAGGAGAAGAGGGUCAUCAUCCACAUGAUUUGACCGAGUCUCAUUCACCACCAAUUCCUGAUCAGCUCUUUGCUGGUGUUUUCUUGAACAAUAGGACCAUGAAACACUGGGUUGAAAAGGAAUCGAAGAAGAAGUGCUUCAUGUUAUAUGCACGAGGCCUCUCUAUCGCCUGGGCUGAGAACAACACUUACUGGCGAUGGUUUGCCGAGAAAGAUGCACCCAGCGACGAAGCCCCGGUGGAACUGGCCGAGCUGCUCAAUGUGUGCUGGCUGGAUGCGAACGGCAGGUUCGACCUGUCGAAGCUGUCCCCGGAGACAACCUAUGAAGUGGUCUUCUUGAUCUUAGUACGAUCGUCGGGUUACGGGUGGGAAGUUCCGGUGAACUUCCGGGUGAAGCUCCCGGGCGGGAGGAAGCAAGAGCACAAGGAGAAUCUGAGGGGGAAGCCGAGGGAGAACUGGAUAGAGAUCAAAGCAGGAGAAGUGAGCACAUCAGAGUGUAAGGAGGGAGAGAUGGAGGUGUCCAUGUUUGAGAUUGAGGGUCGGCACUGGAAGAGUGGGCUUGUCCUCAAGGGUGUUCUCAUUAGGCCCAAGAAUUAAUUAAUUAGUUAACUAAUUAAGUAAUUAAUCAAUAAUUGCGAUAAGUAAAAUACUACACUCUCCAACUAUA